Messenger RNA from Triticum urartu, 1191 nucleotides. RefSeq names its product red chlorophyll catabolite reductase-like. NCBI's taxonomy places the organism in Eukaryota, Viridiplantae, Streptophyta, Magnoliopsida, Poales, Poaceae. The record is from RefSeq and is a predicted model, not a curated record. Gene Ontology annotation, biological process: chlorophyll catabolic process. Gene Ontology annotation, cellular component: chloroplast. Gene Ontology annotation, molecular function: red chlorophyll catabolite reductase activity.
UCCGGCAUCACAUGUGAUGUGAUUUUAAGCUGCCAUCUGCUCGGCGUGGAUUGAUAACCGUAUUUGGCAUCUCCUUGUCUACGCAGUGGAGAGUGCCAUGCUCCGGCCGGCGACCUCUCUCUCUGUGGCUGCGCCCACGCUCCCUACCAUCUCCCGCCUCGGCCGUGGCGCGGCUCCGCCUCUCAGGGGCAGAAGGUCGGGCACCACCGUGCGCGCGCGCAUGCCGCUGGAGCAGCAGCAGGUAACGCUGCCGUCGCUGGCGCACCGGGAGGUAGCGCGAGCGCUGGCAGCCGAGGCGGCAGCAGCCGUGCCGCUGCUGCCGUCGGCUGUGCCCGUCGACGUAGCCGACUUCCGGAACAGCGCUGGGACCGCCGUCGGCACGCUGGACGUGCGCCGAGGCGAGCCUGCCUCGUCGAUUGAUUUCAUGCUGCACUCGUCACUUCACUGCAAAGUCCCAAAUGGCGCAAUCGACAUUACGUCGGUCCUUAUUUUCCUAAAUGCCUUGACGGAUGCACCACAUUUCCUCAUGGAGUUCAUACAAGGCAGCCCAACUUCAAUGGUUGUGAUUCUUGAUCUGCUCCCACGGAAAGACCUCGCGCUCCACCCGGAGUACCUCCAAAAGUACUAUGAACAUACUCACUUGGACAAGCAACGUGAGAAGAUCGAAGAAUUGCCACAAACCCGUCCAUACCGGUCGCCAUCGCUCUUUGUGCGCAGUGCAUGUUCUCCAACAGCGGUGUCGGUCACCAUCGAUUGCGGGCAAGGAGGGGAGGGUACCUUGGAAGAGAUAGUGUGUGGUCAUCUGGCAUCAGCUGUGAAGGAGGUUCUUCAAAUCUGGCUUCAUAGUUGUGCUCGUGACACCUCCGAAAUGGAAGAGGCCGAGAGGGAGAUCAUGAUCAAAAGGGACCAAGUUGUAAGAUCGAAAUCAAUCGAGGUCGACCUAACUGCAAAUUUGCCUAGGAUGUUUGGUCCCGAUGUGUCUGGCCACAUCAUUGCUGAAAUCCGUAAGACCUUUGGGGUACAACUACAAGAGGCCUAGGAUUCAGAAGCAGAAAUGUAAUCAUUUUGCAUCCAAUGAUAACCUGUUGUAAAAUCUGUGAGUUGUAAGCAGUGUAUGGCAUCAUUUUGUGCUGCAGAAAGCGACUUCCUACUAAGUAGCGAUGCGAAUAAGAUAGUAUUUUUGUUCACAAA